Molecule: messenger RNA, 2628 nt
Organism: Homo sapiens (human)
Lineage: Eukaryota; Metazoa; Chordata; Mammalia; Primates; Hominidae
Gene: ATP5PB
Product: ATP synthase peripheral stalk-membrane subunit b
Exons: 7
Coding region: 79-849 (256 amino acids)
Biological process (GO): proton transmembrane transport; proton motive force-driven ATP synthesis
Cellular component (GO): proton-transporting ATP synthase complex; mitochondrial inner membrane; mitochondrion
Molecular function (GO): proton transmembrane transporter activity
Source: RefSeq, marked reviewed
CAUCUUGGUCCUGCCCUGACAGAUUCUCCUAUCGGGGUCACAGGGACGCUAAGAUUGCUACCUGGACUUUCGUUGACCAUGCUGUCCCGGGUGGUACUUUCCGCCGCCGCCACAGCGGCCCCCUCUCUGAAGAAUGCAGCCUUCCUAGGUCCAGGGGUAUUGCAGGCAACAAGGACCUUUCAUACAGGGCAGCCACACCUUGUCCCUGUACCACCUCUUCCUGAAUACGGAGGAAAAGUUCGUUAUGGACUGAUCCCUGAGGAAUUCUUCCAGUUUCUUUAUCCUAAAACUGGUGUAACAGGACCCUAUGUACUCGGAACUGGGCUUAUCUUGUACGCUUUAUCCAAAGAAAUAUAUGUGAUUAGCGCAGAGACCUUCACUGCCCUAUCAGUACUAGGUGUAAUGGUCUAUGGAAUUAAAAAAUAUGGUCCCUUUGUUGCAGACUUUGCUGAUAAACUCAAUGAGCAAAAACUUGCCCAACUAGAAGAGGCGAAGCAGGCUUCCAUCCAACACAUCCAGAAUGCAAUUGAUACGGAGAAGUCACAACAGGCACUGGUUCAGAAGCGCCAUUACCUUUUUGAUGUGCAAAGGAAUAACAUUGCUAUGGCUUUGGAAGUUACUUACCGGGAACGACUGUAUAGAGUAUAUAAGGAAGUAAAGAAUCGCCUGGACUAUCAUAUAUCUGUGCAGAACAUGAUGCGUCGAAAGGAACAAGAACACAUGAUAAAUUGGGUGGAGAAGCACGUGGUGCAAAGCAUCUCCACACAGCAGGAAAAGGAGACAAUUGCCAAGUGCAUUGCGGACCUAAAGCUGCUGGCAAAGAAGGCUCAAGCACAGCCAGUUAUGUAAAUGUAUCUAUCCCAAUUGAGACAGCUAGAAACAGUUGACUGACUAAAUGGAAACUAGUCUAUUUGACAAAGUCUUUCUGUGUUGGUGUCUACUGAAGUUAUAGUUUACCCUUCCUAAAAAUGAAAAGUUUGUUUCAUAUAGUGAGAGAACGAAAUCUCUAUCGGCCAGUCAGAUGUUUCUCAUCCUUCUUGCUCUGCCUUUGAGUUGUUCCGUGAUCACUUCUGAAUAAGCAGUUUGCCUUUAUAAAAACUUGCUGCCUGACUAAAGAUUAACAGGUUAUAGUUUAAAUUUGUAAUUAAUUCUACCAUCUUGCAAUAAAGUGACAAUUGAAUGAAACAGGGUUUUUCAAGUUGUAUAAUUCUCUGAAAUACUCAGCUUUUGUCAUAUGGGUAAAAAUUAAAGAUGUCAUUGAACUACUGUCUUGUUUAUGAGACCAUUCAGUGGUGAACUGUUUCUGGCUGAUAGGUUAUGAGAUAUGUAAAGCUUUCUAGUACUCUUAAAAUAACUAAAUGGAGUAUUAUAUAUCAAUUCAUAUCAUUGACUUUAUUAUUUUAGUAGUAUGCCUAUAGAAAAUAUUAUGGACUCAGAGUGUCAUAAAAUCACUCUUAAGAAUCCAUGCAGCAGGCCAGGCACAGUGGCUCACACCUGUAAUGCCUGCACUUUGGAAGGCCGAGACAGGCGGAUCACUUGAGGUCAGGAGUUUGAAACCAGCCAGGCCAACACAGUGAAACCCUGUCUCUACUAAAAAUACAAAAGGUUAGCCGGGCAUGGUGGCAGGCGCCUGUAAUCCCAGCUACUCAGGAGGCUGAGGCAGGAGAAUUGCUUGAACGCAGGAGGCAAAGGUUGCAGUGAGCUGAGAUCACGCCACUGCACUCCAGCCUGGGCAACAGACCUCGACUCCAUCUAGAAAAAAAAAAAAAAAAAUCCAGCAGACACCUAUCAGGAACAUAGAAAAUAACAAGUGUUGGCAAGGAAGUGGAGAAGUUGGAACACUUGUGCACUGUUCGUAGAAAUAUGAAAUGGUACAGCCAUUAUGGAAAAGUGUGGUGAUUCCUCAUAAAAUUAAAAUGGAAAUACCAUGAUCCAGCAAUCCCAGUCGACAUAUAUACUCAAAAAAAUUAAAAGCAGGGUCUUGAAGAGAUACUUGUGUUCCAUGGUGAUAGCAGCCAUUGUUCACAAUAGCUAAAACAUAGAAGCAGCCCAAUCGGCCAUCAGUAGAUGAAUGGAUAAGCAAAAUGUAGUAUAUCCAUGCAAUGGAAUAUUAUUCCACUUCAAGGAAGAAAAUUCUGACACUGGCUACAGCAUGAAUGAACCUUGAGGACGUUAUGCAGUUUUACAGGAUGAGUUAUGGAGCUGGAUAGUGGUGAUGGUGGCACAUUAAGGAUGUAUUUAAUACUGUUCUUAAAUGGUACACUUAAAAAUGGUAAAUUUUAUGUGUAUUUUACAAUCUUUUUUUAAAUUGAAGAAAAAUCCUGUAGAUAAAUUAGAAAAUUCUUCCCUUCAUAGGUUUAUCUGCAUUUGAUUCUCCCAUACUUGUACAAGGAUUUAUUUGUAUUCAAAUGGACAAAUUACGCAAUAGGAAAUAUUUGAAAAUAUUUAUCAUGGGUAAUUGCUAUUUUCAUUGACUUCCUAAGAUUUUAUGUAAUAAUCAUUUGAGUCAAUAUUGGUAGCUAAUGUACUAAUCUAAUAUUGAAAUCAGAUUGAUAUCUUUGUUACUUAAAGAUAAUUUGAUUGGAUCAGCAGUUAUUUCAAAUUGAUUAAACAAAAAAUUAUAAAACA